AUGAUUUCUUUCUCUCUUGACUUUUGGUUCAAAAACAGGGAUGUUGUGGAAACACAAGAACAUUACAAGAGCAGGUGGAGAUCCAUCUGGAUUAUGUAUCUUACUAUGUUUCUUAGUAGUGUAGGUUUCUCAAUUGUAAUUAUGUCUGUGUGGCCAUAUCUCCAAAAGGUUGAUCCGACAGCAGAUGCGAGUUUCCUGGGCUGGAUUAUAGCUUCAUACAGCAUCGGCCAAAUGGUUGCAUCUCCCCUCUUUGGCUUGUGGUCCAAUUACAGGCCCAGGAGAGAACCUCUCGUUGUUUCAACUGCUAUUUCAGUAGCUGCUAAUUGUCUUUAUGCCUAUGUCCAUGUACCUCAUUCACACAACAAAUACUACAUGCUGACUGCACGUGCUCUUGUGGGAUUUGGAGCAGGAAAUGUAGCUGUAGUUCGAUCGUAUAUAGCGGGUGCAACUUCCCUUACGGAAAGAACAAGUGCCAUGGCCAAUACCAGUGCCUGCCAAGCAGUUGGCUUCAUAUUAGGACCAGUUUUUCAGACAUGUUUUACACUUAUUGGAGAAGAAGGAAUAACAUGGAAAUUAGUUCAUCUUCAGCUGAACAUGUAUACUGCACCAGUUUUAUUUGGAGCUCUCUUAGGUGUUAUUAAUAUUAUUCUCAUCUUUGCCAUAUUCAGAGAGCAUCGUGUGGAUGACAUGGGACGGCAAUGCAAAAGUAUCAAUUUUGAAGGAGAAGAAAGUGGUGUUUCGGAUCAGGACACAGAAGGAGACGUUGACCAUGUUGCUGUGGUAGCAAUCAAUUUUCUUUUCUUUGUCAUCUUGUUUGUGUUUGCUGUCUUUGAAACUAUAGCUACUCCAUUGACGAUGGAUAUGUAUUCCUGGACCAGGAAAGAAGCCGUUUUUUAUAAUGGAAUAAUCCUUAGUGUGGUUGGCAUUGAAUCGGUUAUUGUUUUCAUGGUGGUUAAAACGCUAUCUAAAAAGACUGGUGAGCGUGCCAUACUCCAUGGAGGCUUACUGAUUGUCUUGGUUGGAUUCUUUAUCUUACUGCCUUGGGGGAAAAAACUACCAAAUAUCCAGUGGCAAGAAAUAAAGAAUAACUCCAUUCCCAGAACAAUUUCCACUGAAAUGUUAAUGCCGUUCUGGAGUUUGCAAGCAAUGCACCUUCCAUCCAACCACACAGUAGAACCCGUAGGCUGCCCUGUCACACAGUCCUGGUGCCUGAAUACUCCUAUGAUCUAUCUGGCCCAGUAUAUCAGCUCUGACAUACUAAUAGGAUUGGGCUAUCCAGUUUGUAACGUCAUGUCCUACACUUUAUACUCAAAAAUUCUAGGACCAAAGCCUCAGGGUAUCUACAUGGGAUGGUUAACUGCCUCUGGAAGUGGAGCACGAAUACUUGGGCCUGUUUUUGUGAGCCAAAUAUACACUCACCUGGGACCACGCUGGGCAUUUAGCUUAAUCUGUGGAGUAGUUGUAGUCUCCCUCUUACUGUUGGAGAUAGUAUACAAGAGACUUAUUGCGUUUUCUGUCAGAUAUGGAAGGAUGCAAGAAGAGAAUUGUUAAAUAUGUAUUUUAAAGAAAAAAAAGUAAAACCAACCAGAAAUAAUACUUGGUUUUAUUAUUACUUUUUAAUGAGGAGUACCUAACCACUGACCUUGUUGGCUGUGU
This is a messenger RNA of Phaethon lepturus (White-tailed tropicbird), 1656 nucleotides long. RefSeq names its product major facilitator superfamily domain containing 8 (gene MFSD8). Gene Ontology annotation, cellular component: lysosomal membrane. NCBI's taxonomy places the organism in Eukaryota, Metazoa, Chordata, Aves, Phaethontiformes, Phaethontidae. The record is from RefSeq and is a predicted model, not a curated record. The coding region runs from base 1 to 1551 and encodes 516 amino acids. Gene Ontology annotation, biological process: transmembrane transport. The transcript has 11 exons. Gene Ontology annotation, molecular function: transmembrane transporter activity.